Xenia sp. Carnegie-2017 is the source of this 1376-nucleotide messenger RNA. Its product is annotated as syntenin-1-like. Bases 161 to 1039 code for a protein of 292 amino acids. Gene Ontology annotation, cellular component: plasma membrane; cytoplasm. The transcript has 8 exons. NCBI's taxonomy places the organism in Eukaryota, Metazoa, Cnidaria, Anthozoa, Malacalcyonacea, Xeniidae. The record is from RefSeq and is a predicted model, not a curated record. Gene Ontology annotation, molecular function: protein binding.
ACGGUAGUCGGCAUGACGAUGACAUCACUUUGUUGCUGAAAAUUACGCAGCGGCAAUAAAUACAUCAAAUCAUACUACUUCGCAGCAAACGAAGCUGCAUUUUCACAAGACAACUGAUACUUUUUGAAUUUGUACAUUCGCCGGGAAUAUUUCUGAAAAGAUGUCUCUCUAUCCAUCGUUAGAAGAUAUGAAAGUUGACCAAAUGGCCAAGGCCCAAGUACAAGCCUCUCAGGCGAAUGCUCUUCCCCAAGCGAGCGCAACGACGAAUAUUACGCCAGGAACCAGUAGCCUUUAUCCGUCUCUGGACGACUACAUGGGUCUUCACAUUACCGAACAAAUGGUGCAAGAAAACAUGCCUGGUUAUCAAAUUGUUCCAUCGGCUGGAAGCCAGCUAUCGACUGUUACAAGUGGUGUCAUUGCCCCGGUAACUGGUGCAAAUAACAUCGAUGUGAGACGAGCUGAAAUCAGGCAAGGUGUCCGUGAGGUUGUGUUGUGUAAGGAUGCGAAGGGUAAAGUCGGUUUAAGGGUACGCCAUGUGAGCAAAGGAGUGUUUGUCUCCUAUGUUCAUCAUAAUUCUCCAGCAGCGCUGGGUGGUUUGCGAUUUGGUGAUCAGAUAUUGCAAAUUGAUGGUGAAAAUGUUGCCGGAUAUGACAUGGAUAAAGUGAAUAAAAUCAUCAAGAAAGCUUCGCAACAACGUAUAGUGUUUGCCGUCAGAGAUAGACCAUUUGAAAGAACCAUCACGCUACAGAAAGACAGCAGUGGAAGUAUCGGUUUCGUGUUUAAAGACGGUCAAAUUACUGCUAUCGCAAAAGAGUCAUCAGCAGCCAGAAAUGGUCUUUUGAUCGAACAUAACUUGGUCGAAGUAAAUGGACAAAAUGUCGUUGGUUUGAAGGACAAACAAAUCAAGGAGAUCAUUGCCAAAGCAGAUAGAUCAGUUACAUUUACAAUUGUACCGACGUUCGUGUUCAAACACAUCAUGAAAAACAUAUCAAGUGGCCUUAUCAAAGAAAGCAUGGAUCAUUCCAUCCCUGAUAUUUGAGAAGCGGACAUUGAAUUAAAAUUAGUUUCUCACAAAUCACCUGUACAACAGAAAUAUAAGAAAAUUUGUAAUCUAGAUUAUGCACGUAUAAGAGAUAUUUUGGAUGUUCUAUUAGUGAAUUAUAAUUGACGUAGUCAACCUUAGUCCUUCUGGACAAAAUAUUGUUUUCUAAUUUACAUAAUGGUGACUAGUCUUGCUACUGUUGUCAUGUUAUAAUUGAUAAUUACUUUAUAUGAUUAAUGUUCUAACUGGGUAGAUGAGAAAUUUUUGCAGGGCUCUGGGUUAUGUAAUGUAGAGUAUUGAUUUGAAUGGAAAAUAAAAGUAUUGCAGCGAUAAA